Molecule: messenger RNA, 2982 nt
Organism: Adineta steineri
Lineage: Eukaryota; Metazoa; Rotifera; Eurotatoria; Adinetida; Adinetidae
Source: the annotation of a GenBank genome assembly
AUGGCUUCAUGUAUGGCAUUAAAACGUUCAUUUGAACAUGAUCGAGAUUCUUCCAAUAAUAAUCCAUUUGAAUCUCGAACAACAGCAUCACCAUCAUCAUCAAAACGACAACGUCGUUGUUUUCCAAUGACAGUUGUUUCAUCACCAACAACAACAACAAUGACUAAUGAAACAACAGAAUCAACAGUAUUUCCUGAUGUUCAACCAAUUUUAACGACUGAUGUUUUAUUAACUCGAAUAAAAGAGGAAGUUCGUCGUCUUCAACGACGUCAUCAGAUGAAAAUUCCAACAUCAUCUGAAUUAAGUGACGAUGAUAAUAAUACUAAUCUUAAUGAAUGUCGCUCAACAACAAAUUCACAACAUCUUUUAACACUUAAACAAGUUAAUAUAAUAUGUGCAAGAUUAUUGAAAGAACGUGAAGAAAAACUUCGUGAAGAAUACGAUAGGAUUUUAUCAAAUAAACUUAGUGAACAAUAUGAAGGUUUUGUUCGAUUUACUCAAGAUCAACUUACACGAAGAUUUUCUGAAUUACAAUUUUCCUAGCCACCAAUUUCAACAAUUAGUUCUGCGGAAUUAGAUAUGACUAAAACAUUACGAAAUGUAAAAACAUUCAAGAAAAGUUGGGAUUCUGAUAAAGCACUUAAAAGUACAUACAAAGGUUUGUUUGGAAAAUAUCAAUUACGUGCUUAUUUAUUUGUGGCAUUGGGUUAUGGUAUUGUUGCAGCAUGGUUGACAGAAAUGCCAGCAUUUGCUUUAUUAUCACCGAAGCAUAUUGAUUGCACACCACAUUAUCUGAAUAUAUUAAAUAAUCAAUCAUCUUUACAAUUGAAUAAUACAAUGUUACGAGUCACGAAUCAAAACAUGACAAAAAUAAGAAUUCAUGGACAAACUCGAAAACUAGAUUCAAUAUAUAAUUAUAGCAACGAAUAUGGACAAACUGUACUUACAGAAUACGAAGUUUUAUGUAAUAAGGCACGCGUAAAACUACCCUAUAUAGUAUACAUAAUUGGUUUAAUUCUUGGUGGUCUUGUAUUUGGUUAUCUUGCUGAUUAUAGUGGAAGAAAAAUGAUUUUAUCUGGUUCAAUGUGGACAGCAUGUAUUCUAUCAAUAUUUCAAUUACUAAGUGAUGAUUAUAUUUCUUAUGUCUUCUUUAUAUUUUUUAUUGGAGUGGCUAUUGGCGCUGUACAAGUUAUUACUAUUCCAUAUGUUAUGGAAAUGUUUCCAAUUGAAACUCGAGCUAUCUAUGGUUUAUCAUUAUUGGGUAUUGUAUUUUUAUUAGAUAUGAUUAUACCAUGGCUUGGAUUAUUAAUAAAAAAUUGGAAAAUUUUACAAGCAGUUGUUACUAUACCAUUGAUUAUUACUGCUGCUCUUCAUUGGAUAACAGAAGAAUCGAUGUUUUGGUAUACAACUCAAAAAGAUUAUUUUACAGCUGUAGUAUCUUUAAAAAAAAUUGCUCAAUUUAAUGGGGUUAAUUUUGAAGAAGUAUUUCGUGAGGCACGUGAUUUUCUUCGUGGUAAACAUUCGAAAGGUAUUCAAUGUGAUUUUCAACCAUUACUUCGACUUGAGGAUAUUAAAUCUUUAAGUUCAAAAUAUCCAGAUUUUGAUAUGGUAGAAUUACAAGCUAUAACAAAUAAAAAUAAUUUAACACAACGUAUACUACAAAUACUAACUGGUCAUCAUUAUUAUCCAACAUUAUCAACAUUUUAUCCAACAGAUUAUCUUCAUUCAUAUAUAUUAAUUAUUUAUUUACUGGUUAUGUGUGGCCUUUGGCUUGUUAGUUCUUUAACUGAAUACAGUCUUGAUGUUCCACAUUUAACACAACAUUUAACUGAUAAUUUUUUUUCAAAUUAUUUUUAUACACAUCUAAUACAAGUUCUUUCAUUUGUUGUUGCAGUUCCUUUGGUUCAUAUAUGGGGUCGUCGAUGGCCAACAUUUUGCUUUUUUCUUAUUGCAGAAGUUUGUUUACUUGGUUCAGUAGCUGUUAACUUUGAUAAUGAACCAGCACGUUCAGCAAUGCUUGUAGUUUAUUUUACAGGAAAAUUUGCUACUCGUGCUGCAUUUAUUGUUUUAAUUAUUUAUACAUGUGAAAUAUUUCCAACAGGUUUAAGAUGUACAACACUUGGUAUUUGUUAUACAUUUCGUUUAAUUGGUAUUGCACUUGCUUCUCCAGAUAUAGGCGAAAUAAACGAUUGGCGAGCUCGUCUUAUCUAUGGAAUUCUUUCAUUAGUUCUUGGUUCAAUGGCACUUUUAUUACCUGAAACAAAAAAAUUUCCCUUACCAAGAACAAUGAUACAAGUAGAAGUUAUGCCAACAUCGAUAAGUAAAAGUUUUCGUCGUCAACGUUCUGUACUUGUUAAACGAAAUAUUCGUAAAGAUGGAACACAUCCAGAAAGAGGAAAUAAUUUUAAUGACGCUGCUUCAGUAUUAUCUGGUGUACCUUCAAUUCGUCCAUAUGACAAUCAAUCAACAUUACAUAGUGUCUAUGAAUUACAAGAAUUUGGACAAGAUGAUACAGUACAUUCAAUGACAAAUCGAAAUUUAUCUCGUCGAAUGGAUCCUCGUUAUUCAUCAUUAUAUCAUCCAUAUAGUGGUAUUAAUACUGAUAUAUAUCGACAACAACAAUCUAUUGCUGAAGAUGUUGAAUAUGAUGAUGUUAAUGAUGAAGGUGUACGUUUAACAGUACAACGACAUCUUAAUGAACAACAAUUAUCUGCAAAAAAGAAUUCCAUCAUACAUACCGAUGAAGAUGUUAUUAUUUUACCAGCUAGAACAUCAAUUAGCAGUCAAUCUAUACCUGAUGCACCAUCACAACUUGAAAUAACAGCACAAAUUCAAGCAGGUAAUGUAGCAGAAGAUCGAACAGGAAUACCAAUAACACCCGACAAAACAAAAGAUAUUGAUCCUGAUGAAGCAUUAUCGCAAUCACCAAGAUACCGACGAACAAUGAGUCAAGAUGAAAAUUAUUUUUCUGAACAUUGUUGA